Molecule: messenger RNA, 3843 nt
Organism: Motacilla alba alba
Lineage: Eukaryota; Metazoa; Chordata; Aves; Passeriformes; Motacillidae
Gene: PPP1R21
Product: protein phosphatase 1 regulatory subunit 21
Exons: 23
Coding region: 132-2543 (803 amino acids)
Cellular component (GO): early endosome; membrane
Source: RefSeq, a predicted model, not a curated record
GUUCCCGCCGCCCUGAACCCGGAAGUGCGUCUUGCCAUUCGCGGGCGUGCGGGGCCGGCGGGAGCGCCCGAGCGCGGCCGAACCGAGCCGAGCCGAGCCCGGCCGAGUGCAGCCGAGGCGGCGGGGCGGAGAUGGCGGCGGCGGCGGAGCUGCAGGGGAAGUACCAGAAGCUGGCCCAGGAGUACUCCAAGCUUCGUGCUCAGAACCAAGUCCUGAAAAAAGGAGUUGUAGAUGAGCAAGCAAACUCCGCCUCACUGAAGGAACAACUGAAGAUGAAGGAUCAGUCCCUGAGGAAACUGCAACAAGAAAUGGACAGCUUGACCUUUCGAAAUCAGCAACUUGCCAAGCGGGUGGAGCUACUUCAAGAUGAACUUGCAUUAAGUGAAGCUCGGGGCAAAAAGAGCAAGAAAAGUGUAGAAUCCUCAUCUCAGCUGAGUCAAGAACAGAAAAGUGUUUUCAAUGAAGAUCUUCAGAAGAAAAUAGAAGAAAAUGAACGACUGCAUAUACUUUUCUUUGAAGCAGAUGAGCAGCACAAACGUCUAGAAGCAGAGCUGAGGAGCAGACUGGAGGUUUUGGAAACAGAUGCUGCCCAGCACCAAGCUGUGGUGGACAGCUUAACAAAGAAAUACACAGAGACCAUAGAAAAGCUGCAGAAUGAUAAAGCCAAACUAGAAAUCAAGUCUCAGACACUAGAAAGAGAAGCUAAGGACUGUAGGCUUCGAACUGAAGAAUGCCAGCAACAGCUAAAGAAUCUUCAAGCAGCUUUGGGCAGUAGACUGGAAGAAUCUCUAUGCAUAAUUAAUGAAAAAGUACCUUUUAAUGACACAAAUCAGCUGAAGUGCAGAGGAUCCCCUGGAGUUAGGAGUGCUCAGCCUUUGCAUGGCUUUGGUACAAGCAUGGGAUCUGCUCGAUACAAUGCUCUGAAUGUGCCAUUGCACAACAGAAGGAAUCAGCUGAAGCUGCGAGACCUUGCUGGCCAGGCCCUGGCUUUUGUCCAAGAACUUGUAACAGCUCUCCUGAACUUCCACACAUACACUGAGCAGAAGGUACAGAUCUUCCCCAUUGAUUCUGCAACAGACACAAUAUCACCCUUGAACCAGAAGUUCUCGCAGUAUCUCCAUGAAAACGCUUCCUAUGUUCGCCCUCUGGAGAAAGGAAUGUUGCACUUGUUUGAGAGCAUCACGGAGGAUACUGUGACAGUUCUGGAAACAACUGUGAAAUUGAAGGCCUUCUCAGAACAUUUAGCUUCCUACUUAGGCUUUUUAAGAAAGAUUCUUCCUUAUCAGUUAAAAAGUUUGGAAGAAGAGUGUGAGUCUUCUCUUUGCACAGCUGCUUUAAGAGCUAGAAAUAUGGAGCUGCACAGAGACAUGAAAAGGUUGACUGCAGUCUUUGAGAAGCUCCACACGUACAUCAGUCUUCUGGCCUUACCAAGUACAAGACCAGAAGGACUCCUUAGGACAAAUUACAACUUUGUGUUUACAAACAUUGCUGCAAGUCUUCAUGGAUUCCAUGACAUUUUAAAAGAUAUUUCCAAGCACUAUAGUCAGAAAGCCGCUUUAGAACAGGAAGUUCCAACUGCCACACAGAAGCUCAUAACUACAAAUAACUGUAUUUUAGUCUCUGUUGCUGCUUUAACAAAUGGAACGGGCAAGAUGGCCUCGUUCUUCAGCAACAACUUGGAUCACUUCAGCACCUCGCUGAGCUAUGGCCCUAAGGGAGGAGCAGAGUUCAUCAGCCCUCUCUCAGCUGAGUGCAUGCUGCAGUACAAGAAGAAGGCAGCUGCCUAUGUGAAGUCCUUGAAGAAGCCUUGUGCAGAUUCAGUGCCUUAUGAAGAGGCUUUAGCCAAUCGCAGAGUUCUCCUGAGUUCUACAGAAAGCAGGGAAGGUCUUGCACAGCAGGUCCAGCAGAGUUUGGAGAAAAUUGCAAAACUUGAACAAGAAAAAGAACACUGGAUGUUGGAGGCUCAGCUAGCUAAAAUUAAGCUGGAGAAAGAAAACCAAAAACUGAAGAACUCUCUUAGUGGACAUUUAACUGAAACUAUCCAGGAGCAUUCAGUUUUGCCAAAUAUAGCAGAACAAAAGAAGGAAACCACAGAAAAGAGUCUGAGGGAACCUAUUAAGAGCACCAGUCUGAUUGGAAUGUUGACUGUAACUACUGAUAAUGAAAAGGCUCCAGAUGCUGAGUCUCGUGAAGACCUGAUAAAAACUCACUACGUGGCCAGGAUAGCAGAGCUGACCUCUCACCUGCAGCUUGCUGACAGCAAAUCAGUGCACUUCCAUGCUGAGUGUCGAGCACUUGCCAAAAGGCUUUCUCUGGCAGAGAAGUCCAAGGAGUCGCUCACCGAAGAGCUGAAGCUCGCCAGUCAAAACAUCACCAGAUUACAGGAUGAAUUGAUGACAACAAAGAGGAGCUACGAGGACCAGUUAAGCAUGAUGAGUGACCACCUGUGCAGUAUGAAUGAAACCUUGACUAAGCAAAGGGAAGAGAUUGACACACUAAAGAUGACCAGUAAGGGAAAUUCUAAAAAGAACAAAAAUCGAUAGUUCACAGCUGAGUCUUUGGAAGCUGCUGCUGCACAGGAUGCAGAUAGUAACCGUUCAUUAGCCAGUUCCUGUUUGUUCCAGGAAGCUGAGGCUGGUUUUGGGUCUAGUAAAAACUGAAUUGGUGCUGUAAAUGGCUUGAAAAUAUGUAGAACUUGUAACAGAUGAAACAGAACUUAAUGUUGGCUCUAAACCAGGAAAUACACACUCUGUGGAUAAUUUAUAUAGUAAUUACCUUCAGUUUUUACUGUGCACUUUUUAAAACCAGGUUUUGAUUUCAUGUAACAAGUUCAGAUUUUGUAUAUUUUCAAAUAUGUUUCUGCAUUAACAAAUUUGGAUCGGUGCAGUAGGUGUCUAUUUUUGAGUUCUACAUUUAAUGGCCAGCACAUGUACAUUCCAUUACUUGUUAAUAACAGUUUAAAAACGAGUUUGGAGACUUUUUUUGGCCGUGCAAGCUGUGCAGUUACUGUAAAUGUAUUACUCCUGUUCUCAACCCUCUAAAAUUAAUUGGAAUUGUGGCUUGAAAUUAUUUUUACAAAUUCACCAAGUAAAUGGGAUCAUUGUUAGACUGCAACAGUGGAAACCUUUCCUGCUUGUAUUUGGCACUUUGGAUUUUGAAGUAAAGAGCACAAAUGGCUGAAUUGGGUUACUUCAUGAAAUUGCUUUAAGCCAUUUCUGUAACAUUUUGUUUACAUGUGUAUGUAUAUAUGUAUUGGUUGAAAUAGCUGUUUAAGGCUAGAGGAAACUGUGAUUGUCAUUUGCCCCAAAAGAGUGAAACAAUGUGUGUAGAAUAGAUCAGCUUACUGUGCUCUCUUACAGAAAAGAAGAACAUGAAAUAUGUAGAAGAUAAAAGCACUGAAUUUGCAAAAGGUCUUAAUGGAAUUGAGUUGUGAUGGAUUCACUGGGGGGGAUGCACAUGGCUUUUCCUGUGUUUUCAGAAGUUUGUGAACUUUAGGCCUCUCCUAAGGUGUUGUUUUUUUUUUUUUUUUUAAGUGAAGUUUAUUAUCACAAGUUUUCACAGCAUUGAUUUGUUGUUGGGGGUGGGGUUUGUUGGUUUUCAGUUGGGUUUUUGUUUGGUUGUGGUUUUUUGGUGGUUUUUUUUGUUUGUUUGGUUGUUUUUUUGUUUUUUGUGUUUUGUUUUUUUUUUUAAUCAGAUGCUGUGCUUCUCCACACUUUUUACACCAGUGUUCUGUUCCAUAAUUUCCAUUAUGGCACUUAUUUGUCCCACAGGGGUUUACUCUGGUAUCAGAUGUGCUGAAAUGUAUUAUCAGUAUGUAAUAAUAAAAUCAACCACAUGAAACCA